Molecule: messenger RNA, 2361 nt
Organism: Cololabis saira (Pacific saury)
Lineage: Eukaryota; Metazoa; Chordata; Actinopteri; Beloniformes; Belonidae
Gene: zdhhc23b
Product: zinc finger DHHC-type palmitoyltransferase 23b
Exons: 5
Coding region: 251-1519 (422 amino acids)
Biological process (GO): protein targeting to membrane; peptidyl-L-cysteine S-palmitoylation
Cellular component (GO): endoplasmic reticulum; Golgi apparatus
Molecular function (GO): protein-cysteine S-palmitoyltransferase activity
Source: RefSeq, a predicted model, not a curated record
GCCUCGGGGCAGCGCCUCCAAACCAAACCAGAAGUACAGACACUUCCCUGCGAGCGCAACUCCACUUGGACACUCAAACCUGACUCAAACACAACAAGUCCUUCUUUCUCAACAGCUGCUGUCGCCUAGGCAACCGCCUUGGUCACGUGGAUAGAUCAACACUUCCGCUGUUCUAGAGCAGGAGCGUCAGCAUGCAGCAGCAGCAGCAGCAGCAGCAGCAGCCAGAGUUCAGGCUGCUGUACUGUCUGUCAUGAAGAAGCGAGCCAACAAGAUGCUGAGGCAGGAGGAGGAGGACGCCUUGUGCUGCUGUGAGUAUGUGAACAGACAAGGAGAGCGCAGCCAUGUAGCAGCCUGCUGCUGCGACUGUGAGGACCUGGACGAUGUUUGUGACAGGUUUCUUAAGAGGGAGCCUCAGAAACCUAAUUCUCUGUCCCAGGUGGGUGAAGACAUUUCAGAUCGGAUUCGUGUGCCGUGGCUGUGGGGUGGAGCCCGAAAAUUGGACCUCUCUAUUAUCCCGCCUCUUAUUCUUCUUCCCGCCCUGCUGCAUCUCGCUGCUCUCCAUUUCCUGCUUGGCAUUGUGGUCCUGACAGCUUUGCCCGGUUUAGUGUUGUGGUACUACUACAUCACCCACCGCAAGAAGGGAAAGACGCUCUUCUUUCUCAGCCUGGCCCUCUUCUCCUUGGCGUACAUGUACUUCUUGUUUGUAACAGAGGUGCUCCCCCAUGGCCAUGUCGGUGCACUUGAGCUGGCGAUCGUGAGUCUGGGUGUCAUCCUCACCGUUCUCGCCCUUUUUCACGCUAAAAGAGAUCCAGGCAUUGUUCAGCCAAACAAAGAGACCAUCCACAGCACAGUGACAUAUUACAGCCCCCUGGCAGACAGAGACUUAUCCCUCAAUGGCGGCAAGCAGGGUAUUACAUUGACGGUGGCCAACCGGACAGGAUCGUUGGAGCACGAGGGGAUGGAGCAGAAGGAGGCUGAGCGACAGAACUGGUGUGCGGCGUGCAGACUGGUCCGGCCUCCGAGGGCAGGACACUGUCGGAUCUGUGGUGUCUGUGUGCUGCGUCACGACCACCACUGUGUCUGGAUAAACAGCUGCGUGGGAAAGGCCAAUCACCGCAGCUUUCUCCUUACACUGGUCUUCUUCCUGCUGACGUCCCUGUACGGCAUCAGCCUGGUGCUGAAGAGUGUGUGUCCACAGCAAAACCCCCUGACUGCCUUAUUCUUCUGCCCGGGAGUUUACAACCAGUACAGCACUUCACUUUGUUUCACCUGUGCAUGGUAUAGCAGUAUUGUAACCUGCGGGCUGCUCCACCUGCUGGUAGUGCAAGUCAUCAACAUCAGCUACAAUGUGACUGAGCGUGAGGCACGGACUGCCCUGAGAGAGAAAACUGCUCGCAGCGCCUACUGGGGACUCGUCGUGGACACUGGCGUUUAUUCUCUGGGUUUCAGUGGAAAUUGGUUUGAGUUUAUAAACAUGGGAGACAAACUAAAUCACCCCUCCUCUUCCGACCUGGUGUGAGAGACUGGAUGUAUAGCUGCUGUUCUGUUGUUGUCCACUAGAUGGCACAAUGGGUCUUUAAUUUAAUCUAAAACUGCUUCUCUGCUGUUGACAGCAGACCUGAGAGAACUGUUCUGGAGCUGUGCCGACUAUGACGUAUAGCUUUAACAACUUUACACCCCAAUAACAUUGUCUCACUGCUAUAACUGUGAUUGACAAGUGGCAUCUCAUUAUUGCAGGUGAAACCUCUCCCAUUCAGACCCAUACAUUGCUGUGACAUUCUCAUCCGUCACGCACAAUUAUCACUGGAUGUCUUCCUUGGAAUUGGGCACCAAGUUCAUGUCACUCCUACAUUUUAGUGCCUUGUUGGAAACAAAUGUGAAACAAUAAAGCCUGUCAUUUAUAUCUUGUAGGGCCAUUAAGCCCAGCGUCCACCGACAGAAUACGCCUGUGGUUAUAAUAGGACCCGAUCAAAGAUGGUGUGUGUUCGCUCAUUAAACCUCUUCUAUCUUUGUUAAACACUUGGCUGUACUUGGCCUUGUGAAAUGCAUCAUUGAUAUUCAUCACGGAUAAAUGAAAGAUCUUAGCAAAAAACUACUUUAAACACUCAAGCAAGUGAUUGACAUGAAACAUGGUGACUUUGACUGUUUUUAAUGAUAACAGACUUCUGCAUAAAAUGAAAAAAGCAAAUGACACACCUCAAAUGAAGUACACUUCAAAGCACAUAUCUGUCAUUUCUUUUUUUAGUUUCUAGUUCAAUUAAAGACCUUUUUUUUUCUUCUUGUACCUUUAUAACUGUAAGUCAAGAUGUGUGCCUGUGGUAUUGUAUGUGUUGGAUUUAAAAUAUUUUUAAUUAAAUGACA